Molecule: messenger RNA, 1542 nt
Organism: Dictyostelium discoideum AX4
Lineage: Eukaryota; Evosea; Eumycetozoa; Dictyosteliales; Dictyosteliaceae
Gene: ercc8
Product: WD40 repeat-containing protein
Exons: 2
Coding region: 1-1542 (513 amino acids)
Biological process (GO): transcription-coupled nucleotide-excision repair
Source: RefSeq, a predicted model, not a curated record
AUGAAUAAAUUUCUACUGAAAAGAGAACUUGGUAUAUGUAAUGAAAGAAGAGAAAUAAUUGAUGAAAUUAAAAGAAGUAUAAGACAUCUCGAUUUAUCAGUAUAUAAACAAAUUAUAAACUAUAAUAAAGGUCCUAUCAAUCAUUUAGAUAUUGAUGUUGCUGAAAAUAGAUAUUUAUUAUCUGUUAGUGGUGAUGGAAUAAUACAAAUUUAUGAUUUAUUUGAAAAUUUAUUAAAUAAUAAAAAAAAUAAUGAAAUUAAAACAGAAUUUCAACCAAUAUUAAAAAUAAAUAGAAAAAGUAAUAAUAAUAAUAAUAAUAAUAAUAGUAAUAGUGAAGGUAUUUUAUUAAAAGGUAUAUCAAGUGUUCAAUGGUACCCAAUUGAUACAGGAAUAUUUUUUAUUGGUGGUGUUAAUGGUAAUGUUGAAGUAUGGGAUACUAAUCUUGGACAAGUUUCACAAACAUUUUAUCUUGAGAAUUGUGUAAAUUCAAUAUCCUACUCUCAAGUUAAUUGUACCAAUUUAUUAAUUGCCGCUGCAACAACUGAUCCAAAAGUUAGACUAUGUGAUAUGCGUACAAACUCUUCCGUUCAUUGUUUAACAGGUCAUCGUGAAAGUGUACUCUCAAUUAAGUGGUCACCUUUCUCUCCAAAUUUAAUUGCAACCGCUUCAAAAGAUAAAACAAUUAGAUUAUGGGAUAUACGUAGAGGUGAUACAUUUCUAUUUGCUUUAGAUCAAUAUAAUGGUAGUGGUAUUGGUAUUGGUGUUGGUGGUGGUAGUGGUGGUGAAAGUAAUGAUGAUGUUGGUAAUGAUAUUGGUGGUGGUAAUAAGAAUGAUUUAAAGCAAUCAAAAAGGUAUAGACAAAAAUUACAUAAACCUAAAUCACUUCAAACCAGUAGUAGUUCAAUUAUUGAGAAAAGAAAUAUUGGUGGUGGUGGUGGUGGUAUUGGUGGAUCAGCUAAUUUAACAUUGAAAAAAGAGGUACCAACUGCUCAUAAUGGUACAAUCACAUCAAUUGCUUGGACACCCGAUGGUAAUUAUUUAGUUAGUACAGGAGCUGAUAGUAAAAUUAGAUUAUGGGAUAUUCAAAAAGGUGGUGCAAAUACAAUGAUCAAUUAUCCAAAUGCUCACAAUGUUCACAAAAUACCAAAUCAAAUUUGUUUAUCUACCAAUGGUCAAUAUCUAUUUCAUCCAAAUGGUAGAGCGAUUCAUGUUUAUGAAACUGCAACAGGUAAUUUAGUACGUCAAUUAAAAGGUCAUUUUGAAAAAGUCAAUUGUUGUGUUUUUAAUCAUUGUGAUCAAGCUUUAAUCUCUGGUUCAAAUGAUAGAUUAACUUUGUAUUGGGAUAAUUCAAAUGAUGAUCAAAUUGAUGAUCAACAAUUUUUAAAUGAAGAAAAACAAAAUAAUCAAAAUAAUGAUGAUGAUAAUAAUAAUUUUCAAGUUACUACUAAUACAACAACUAAAACUUCAACAACAACAACAACAUCAACAACAAUAUCUCCUCCGACAACUUUAGAAGAUGUUGAUAAUUGGAGUGAUGAUUAG